Molecule: messenger RNA, 6986 nt
Organism: Mytilus californianus (California mussel)
Lineage: Eukaryota; Metazoa; Mollusca; Bivalvia; Mytilida; Mytilidae
Exons: 7
Coding region: 26-628 (200 amino acids)
Biological process (GO): phospholipid biosynthetic process
Cellular component (GO): membrane
Molecular function (GO): phosphotransferase activity, for other substituted phosphate groups
Source: RefSeq, a predicted model, not a curated record
AUUAUGUAAACAUUUGCACGUGAAAAUGGGAACAGAGGUUUUACUUUACGUGCCAAAUUUAAUAGGUUACCUGAGAUUAGCUUUACUAUGUGCCAGUUUAUGGUUCUAUAGUAGCCCUGUCUGGUUCCUUUCAUUAUAUGGCCUGUCAGCAUUUUUAGACGGCUUUGAUGGUUAUUUUGCCAGGAAAUUGAACCAGUCUUCUGUAUUUGGUGCUUGGUUUGAUGUGGUUAUAGACAACAUCAGCAGAGGAUUUUUGUGGUGUCUUCUUUACAAGUGGGGUUAUGGUGUUAUUCUGGUUGAGUGGCUGACAUUUGUGUGUACUCAUAAAAGGGGAGCUAACUGGAGGAUACCAGAUGAAAAUUUUCCAUUACUUUGUAAACUUGUUAUGCAGAAUUGUUUUAAAUCACCAUUAGGCAUUAUAGCCCUGACUGGUGUCCAUUGUUUACCUGUUUGGUUGUAUGCCUGUGAUUCUAAUUUUUUGACUGACCUUGGCCUUCAUUUGUGGUUACAAUACACAGGUUCAGCAGUAUUGGUUGUAGGCAGGUUAUUAGCCUUCAGGGUAGAGAUAUUUUACAUAAUGACACAUAUCAGAACUAUGCUUGAUGAAACAGCAUCGACUUCAGAUUAAAUGUUAUUGUGAUGUGAAUUUGUUUUGAAGUCACAACGAAGCAAAAAAUGUAAAAUAAUGUCACUGCCAUAUCGAGAAAAAGUUGUUUUUUAACUGUUUCCUUAUGCAUUUAUACCAACUUUUUUAUUAUAAUAUAAGGAAGGAAUGUACUGCUUUUUUAGGUAGAUGUUUUUCACAGGGUAAAGAAAAUGAUAUUUGAAAUUAUUUUUUUCUUGCUUUGCUAAUUUGUUACUUAAAAUCAUUUUUUCUCGCUAUGCUUGGUAAUAUUAUUUUUUUAAUAUCCUACCUCAUAACUGAAAUCCAAAUCCAGAUGUUUUCUGUCAUAAAAAAGAAAUGACAUCCAUGUUAAUAUCAUUUUCAUGUUCUUUGUGCAUUUAAACUGGUUCUGACCAGUUGAAUAAGUAUUUGAUAAAUCACACUUUGAAUAAAUUGUUGCAUUUGAUUUUCCAUCAAAUCUUUUCAUAAUAUUUUACUUGAAUUAUCACAAAUAGCAGAGUAUUGCAGAAUCUAAAUUGGGGCCUCGGUGGCCGAGUGGUCUAAGUAGUUACUACUGUAAUCACUAGCCAGUCAACACUGAGGUUGUGAGUUCGAACCCCGUUCGUGCGGGUGCACUCGACUCCAAUCUUAAUUGACUAGGAUUGUCAGUUUUCCUAUCGAAGGUCGUUGGUUUUCUCUGGGCACUCCGGCUUCCUCCACCAAUAAAACUGGGCGCCACGAAAUAGCCCAAAAGCAGUGCUUAAAAGUGGCGUUAAAACACCAAAAAUCAAAUCAAAUCAGAAUCUAAAUUAUGUACAAGGAAUAAUUCACCGUUUCAGAAUCUAAUGAAUUCUGGGUAAUAUUUUCACAAAGAGCACAGCACAACGUUGUGAUUGGCUUAAAAUGUCAUAAACAAUGGGAAUUCAACCAAUGAAAUGACAUAAUUUUCAUUUUGGGGUUAAACAAUGAAAUUACCCACAAUCCUUUAGAUUAUGAAACGAACAAAUUUGAGACAGUGUUUAAUUUUUUUGUCUUUUACCACACAAUUUGACAUCUUUUUCAGUUCUUUUUUUAUGGUCUGAAUAAUAAAUAAGGUUGAAGAUGAAAAUUGAAAAAAGGAAAGCAACAUCAGCCCCUAUGGCUGAGUUAUGAUGUGAUGAAUCGCAAAUAAUUACCUGCAAAAAAUAUUUAACUUAUAUUGAAAAACUUGAAAAAAAAACUGAUUAUUUCUUCAAAAGUAUUUCAACAGUUAAGUACUGUAAAUUCAGAAAUUAUAAUGUGCAAUUAUUAUUGCCAUUUUUGACCAAUGGACAAAAAUGCGAGAUUAAUUAGUUUAAAUUCAGGAAAAGCUGCAUACAAAUAUAUGUACCAGAUAUCAAAAUGCAAGUUCUUGUUAUUGCAAUACUCACCCAGUCGCAUUAUUCACAUUACCCGUAAUAAAAACCUAGCAAUAAUUCCAGAAUUUACAGUACAUUUCACCUGCUUUGAAAUUUGAUCCAUUGAAAACAAGAAGUAAUAUAAUGAGGAAAGUUUUAAAAUAUAUAUUUCAAAAUAUUUUUUAUUUGUUUAUAGUUUGUUAAAUCUUAGUAAAUAUACUUUUGAACACAUUCCACUUAUAUUUAUUCAUGUUAGAAAAUAUAAUGAUAUGAUUUAUGUUUCUUAAAAAAAUUAAAUUUAUAUUUAGUAUGUUUAUAUAUACUUAUUUUGUAAUAGAUAUUUGUCAUAGAUUUUCAUAUGUUUUUGUGCUUUUAUAUAACAUAUACAGAUAUGGUGUUUAUAUAUAUAUAUGUGUUUCUGGCACCAAAUAUCAUCUUUUAAUUGUAUUUGAAAUCCAACAAUUUUAUGCCCAAAAAUGAGAGAAAAAUAUGAUUUCUAUUGAUUUUUGUCCACCACGCAACACUUUGUUGCAGAAGCAAUAUAUAGCAAGCCUACAUUCUGUCUUCAGCGUCAUCAACAUUUAAGUUCAGUCUGUGAUUGAAAUUUUUUUAGGCAUCAAUAACUUUGUAAAACCUUCAUGGAGUUUUAUGAAAUUUUGACAGAUGCGUUUUUUAUGAUCAAAAGACAAUAUACUGAGAAAAAUAGUUUUGUUCAUUUUUCCAUAUUUUACUGAUAAAAGAACUUAAUUUUUUUUUGCAGUUAACAUUUAAAUACAGUGUGGGGUUAAAUUUUUAAAAAGCAUCUAAAGAAAAAAAUAUGAUUUUUAAGAUUUUUUUCUAUAAUUUUACUGAUAAAUGGACAUAGUUUUUGGCUGUCAAUGUAUCACUUUUUCUCUGACAGCAGCGAUAGCUGGUAAUAGCCAGAAGACUCAGGGCUCCGAGGAACCAUUAAAUAGUCCUUUGAGUUUGGCGUUAAUUAUUGGCAGGGGGCAUAAAAUAUGCAAUUUCAUUAUAUUGUGAUAUUGUGAACAAAUGUUUUAAUCAAAAGAGCAGUUUUCAUAUAAAUUUAAAAAAAAAAACCAUUAAUAUAAGCAUGAUAAGUAAUGAAAAAAAUAUUAAUUUCAAAAGUAUUUUAGUAUUGUAAAAGAAAAUUGAGUAUAAAUGGCAUUUCUUUUAUAGAUAAACAUUUAUGCACUAUUGACAAAUUUUGCGUAACAAUGUUUGACAACUUGUAUUAUUAUUUUUCAUAUGUACAUUUAUAUAUAUAUAUAUACAAGUCUAAAUUGAAAAACAACGUUCAAACCUAUGAUUGUGUUGGAUAAAAACCGCAAUUUUUAUACAUGUGCAUGUAAAACAAAUUUCUUGGUAGAGGGGUCUAAAUACAGCACAAACAACAUUUUCUUAAAGACCAAAAGAGUGAAAAAGUAUAUUUUAACAAAACGCAUUUGACUAACAGGUCGAACAACGGAUGUUCUUAAACCCUGCUGACUGCCAUUGGCGAUUGCCAAAUAAAUUGAUCACCAGAUUUAACAAAAUGGAUCUUAAUAUUAAUUUAAUACCAAACAGAAAACAAUUAACUUGCCGAAAGAUGGUAUUCCACAAACUUGAGGUGCAAAAAUUUGUACACCAUUUCCGGAUUUCUACAAUUAAUGUCUCUUCAGUGAUGUUAGGGAUCGAAACGGUAUUUUGAAGGCCAUAUAAUUUACCUCAAUUUAGGAUAGACUCUUGAAUUUUGAAAGAGUCAAAAUAGGAUGAACGGAUCAUAUAAACCCUAAGGAAAAUAUAAUACAAGCCCAAAUGAAAAAAUAUAAACAAGUCUAAAUUGAAAACAACGUUCAAACCUAUGAUAUAUAUAUAUAUAUAUAUAUAUAUAUAUAUAUAUAUAUAUAUAUAGCACAAUAGCCUUGAUAUGUAUUUGAUAUGUUUGGUAGAUGGUUGUUGGUGUUUAACUCCAUUUCAGCACUAUAAGCUAUUUCGUGGCAUUCAGCUUUUAUGCAUUAUGUACUGAAAGGGUACUUAAGUAAAACAUAUUGUUGAUUUUUGGGUAAAGAUUGCAUGAAAUGCAAUCAAAACCCUAUGGUACUGACUUGAUAUCUAAAUCUAAAGGUUUAUCACUACUUUUGAGAUACACAAAAUAUAGUGCAUUGAUCAUAACAUUCUAAACAUCCUAUCCAUGAACAUUUCCAGAAAUUUGUCAAUGAAAUAUAUGCUCAGAUAUUCAUGUUACAAAAUGAUGUUACACUUGUCAAGAAAAUUACAUAACUUGUGCAAGGUGCAGUAAUCUAAUUUUGGUAGUUGAAUCAACUACAACCAAUGUUUUUACGAUGCAAUGUUUAAUUUUACUUCCCACUGAUAAAUUAAAGCAAUCUUUACCCUUCAGUGCUUACAAGCACUUUGAUUAUAUCUGUUGAUUGAUGACAACUUUGUUUUCAAAUAAAUGAAAUUUAUUAUAGAAACAAGGUGUAAUUAGAGAUACAUGUAUAGGGUUUUUCAUUUUCAUUUUCCCACUGGUUUACUUUGAUCACAGUUCGAUUUUCAAAUCCCAUGAUGUGCUAGUGUCAGAAAGUAAUUAGAAGAGGUAUUUGUGACCUUUGUUUUAUAAACCUUGGGUGAAGCAAACUUGUCAUAAUAAAACUUAUUGAUGUUUAUAAAAUUAUAAAGAAGUGAUAUAUAAUAAGUAUUGACAGAACUGAAGUUGUUACAAAAUGUUUCAGCUAAUCUGGUUUAAAGAUGUAAGUUUUGUUUCGUAUUUGCAGAUAUAACUAUAUUGCAGUCAGGGUGUUCAUUAGGGAAGGACCAUUUAACUUCAAGGGAGGGUUAUGGUUUUUUCCUAAAAAAAUAUUCUGAUCCCCAAUUUGAUGAAAAAAAAUAUUGUGGUCAAGCAGAUGACAAAAAAAAAUUAUUCUGAAUCCAGAUUUUUCCCAUACCUUAUCGUGUUAAAUUUUGAAAAAAAAUAAUUUGAUUGAUAGCAUCGAAAAACUAAAAAAAAAAAGUUCAUGAAAAAAAAUUUCUUACUCAGACAAAAAACCAUAAACCCCCCUCCCUUGAAGUUAUGGUUGCUCCCUUACUUAUAUUUUCAACUUUCUUUGAUAUAUAAAUGUACCUUUUUUGCCUGUUUUGUAUCACCUUGACGAGUUCACAGAGGCUGUAUCAGGUGAUGGUGACAUCAUCUAUUGUUAUAGUUUGUGAUUAGGUAUAAGGGAACCCCUAAUGUUUAGUCAAAAAUAUUUGGUAGGCAGUUGUGUUAUAAUUGGCACAUCUCAUUUGCAUGGGGAUUUGUGAAUUUGAAACUGGCACAUGGCAGGUGCGUUCCAUUCCAAACUUAAAUGACUAGGAUUUUCAGUUUUCCUUUCAAAUGUUGUGGUUCUCUCCGGGCACUCCAGCUUCCUCUGCUAAUAAAAACUGACUGCCAUGAAUUAACGCAAUCAAUCAAUCAUUUUUGAAUUUGAUAUAAGUAUGUCAUCCAGGUAUGUUAAUGUUGAAAACUAGUUUUAUUAUCCAGUCCAUUGGCAUCAAUUUGGAAAAUAAAGAUAUCCAUAAAAAAAGUGUGAACAUUGAGAAAAGAACAUGAAUCUAAUUUUUAUACGUACAUUUACGGGGAGUAUUAUGGUAUACCGUUGUCCGUCUGUCGUAUCCUCCGUCUGUCCGUCCGUCGUCAACAUGUCAGACAAUAACUCAAAAACACUUAAACCAAUUGGCAUGAAACUUUGGUGAAUUUUUUAUAUCUAUUGACCUGAGCUCCCUUUGGUUUUUUAUAAAUUUUAGAUUUUACGUUUCCGAGUUAUGGGUUUUUUUUCAUUAAAAAAGGGGGAUUUUCCAGUUUUCAGACAAUAACUCAAAAACACUUUCACCAAUUUGAAAGAAACUUUGGUGAAUUGUUUAUAUCUAUUGACAUGUCAGCUCCCUUUUGAUUUUUAUAAAUUUUAGAUUUUACGUUUCUGAAUUAUGGGGUUUUAUUCAUUUAAAAAAGGGUGAUUUUCCAGUUUUUGGACAAUAACUCAAAAAUGCUUUCAGCAGUUUUCAUGAAACUUGAAUUGUUUAUAUCUAUUGACGUAAGCUCCCUUUUGAUUUUUAUAAAUUUUAGAUUUUAGGUUUUCGAGUUAUGGGAUUUUAUUCAUAAAAAAGGGGAGAUUUUCCAGUUUUCUGACAAUAUCUUUAAAGUGCUUUGAGCAGUUUUCAUGAAACUUUGGUGACUGGUUUAAAUCUAUUAAGAUAACCUCCCUUUAGUUUUUCAUAAGUUUCUGAUAUGACAUUGAGAAGUUAUUGAACUUAUUCUUUGAAAAAGCGACGGGCGUAUCAUGCACUCAUGGCGUAGCUGUUUAUUAAUCAUGCUGAAAUAUGAUGGUGUUAUUGUGGCCCUAUCGUGUUGUUGAUCACUACACAGAAGUGUGAUGGUUUACAUAAUCUAUAUUGUCAAUGUUUUUCUUGUUUACAUGUCCAUGUUGAAGUAAGGUUGUUUGGGUUUUUUUUAGAAUCAGCUUUACAGAUUUUUAAGUAAAUCAACAAGCGUACGUAGCAAAAUUAAAUAGGAAGAUAUUUAUUUAGUAUGACAGUCAGACACUGUAACUAAGGACAUACAAAAUAUAAGACAUAUUCUUGUUUUUUCUAAUGUAACAAACACAGUUAAAAGAUGUUGAUGAUAUAUUAGCAGGAUACUUGGAGAUGACAUUCAAACAGUAUACGAUAAUCACGUAAUACUUAUUUGUAUGGUCAAAAAGCUUAUUGCAGGAUGAUAAAUCUUUAAAUAAUUCUUUUAUUUCAACCAUACACAUACAUAUAUAAUCAAUACCGAAAUGCCACAAAUAUUUUACUAACAAUAAUGAAUGCACAUUUAUAUACUAACUUAAAAAUAUCUACUUCUCAUAAUAUUGAGAUUUUAAACCAGCCAAGAAUGGUCUGGACAGGGGUCCUUCAUUUUAUUCUAUUCUUUAUUUUUUAGGCCAUUUUUCUCUAUAUCUUUAUUUUUUUGCUUGUAAUCCUCAAUUCAUUAUAUUUUAGCACAAUUG